Canariomyces notabilis is the source of this 1034-nucleotide messenger RNA. RefSeq names its product WD40 repeat-like protein. Gene Ontology annotation, biological process: transcription initiation at RNA polymerase II promoter. Gene Ontology annotation, molecular function: protein binding; RNA polymerase II general transcription initiation factor activity. The record is from RefSeq and is a predicted model, not a curated record. Lineage: Eukaryota; Fungi; Ascomycota; Sordariomycetes; Sordariales; Chaetomiaceae. The transcript is spliced from 2 exons. The coding region runs from base 169 to 876 and encodes 235 amino acids. Gene Ontology annotation, cellular component: transcription factor TFIID complex.
GGUAUUCGGGCUUGGAGGUGUGGGACUUUUGCGAUGCUGUGAAGAGCCAGCGGCUGCUCAAGCAAGACGACAUCAAAAUCCGGGCCCCCGUGGCGUGGAGUCCCGAUGGCACGAUGCUGGUAGGCGUGUCGGAUUGGGAAUGAGCCGAGCCGGAUUCUCGUGGUGAGGAUGCAGCGCGGGCACAAGGGGGUAGAGGCUACAGUAGAGAGGCUGCUGAUGGGCCAUACGGAGGAGGUAACGCAACUGGCUUUCCUGCCACAUUGGGAGGGAGAUGGGAAGGCGCUGGUAAGCGCGGGGAAGGAUGGGUAUGUCAGGGUAACGAAUAUCGCGUCAGGGAAGACGCUGAAAAAGAUUGAGAUUGAGGCGAGAUCGCCCCCGAGUAUACUGAAGGUGUCGCUGGAUGGGAAGCUGGUAGUAACGGUGUGGGGAAGGAAGGUGGUGCUGUGGUGUCUGAACUCUGGGCGGGUGCAGAACUACAACCUGAACGUAGUGCGGCAGAGCGAGGGGUGGCCGCUCUGUGUCUCGCCAGAUUGCCGUUUCUUGGCUUGCCGGACUGAGGAAGGGUUCGACGUCAGCGAUGUAGCUACGGGUAAGUUCAGGGGCAAGUAUGCUUGGACAGGCAAUUCUAUCACAUCAGCAGCGUUCAACAACAAUGCGACUCGGCUGGCGGUUGGAGAUUACUGCGGGGAGGUCCAUAUGUUUGACAUUGUGAUAGCCCGAUGCCAGCUGUUAGGGAUGAGAAUUAGAUGGCACGUCGCCGAGUACAAUAAGAGGUAUACCGAGGGCAUUGCGGGGUGGAAUUAUAGUGGUUAUAAGGGGCUUAUCAGGUUGAUAUCUACGUCAGGCAGUUGGGAGUUCUAUGCGCCUCAGACCUAGGCGCCGUAGGUGCAAACCCCCGACAAGACGUUUGAUGAGUCUGAGAUGAUCCUUAAUCAUCGGUAGUUGAGUUAAAGAAGAGCACCUGACUGACUGAUAUCGCAGAUAGAGUAAAGCACCCUAGCCUGUCGCAUCGAUAUAGGUACUACAUAGCGAUC